Messenger RNA from Cooperia oncophora, 669 nucleotides. Lineage: Eukaryota; Metazoa; Nematoda; Chromadorea; Rhabditida; Trichostrongylidae. The record is from the annotation of a GenBank genome assembly.
AUGGGAACCGGUGAUGACGCAGAAAUAGCUAGCUCUGACCAUCGAUUCACUCAUGGAUGUGACAACUCAAAGCAGUUCGACCCGGAUACUGCCGUGCCUUCUUCGUCUGGACCACUGCGUAAUUUUCUAUGCUCCUUCAGUGAAUGCUCUGGAGCGGAAAGUAUCAAAAUUGUAUGUCCUUACUGCGAAAGAAACUAUUGUUUGAAGCAUCGUCAUGCCGAUGAGCAUUCUUGUGAAAGUCGUCCCGAAAAGGUUUCCAAACCUCGGGUUCUACCGGUCAUUCCUUCCGCAGCCCCCUCAGCUGGUGACGAGAAGCCAAUUGUCAGGGCGAAGCCGGCAGCGGCUCUCACUGAAGCGGAUCGAAAGAAAAUGGAUAAAAUUCUCAUAAUGAAGCUGAAGAUGAAUGCAAAAGCGACGGCCGACGUUCCUUCCGAGGAGCGAAUGUUUUUGUUUGUGGAGGGUGACGACCUCAGUGAUCGAAAAGCUGUAGUGGUCAGCAAGAAGUGGACUGUAGGGCGAUGUGCAUCAAAUAUCGUGAAGACGUUAUCCAUGGAUGAGUCCAAGACGCUUCACAUGUUCAUCGCAGGAUCAGCAGAGCCAUUGGACUACGCGGAAACGGUCUCGAACCAUUUAAAUGAUAUGGACACCAUUAUUGUUCAACUUGUCUAA